UCAUCAAAAAGAAACUCACACCUUCAGACCUGGAUCGCUACAAGACAGAGUCCCCUUUUGGCCACCUUCUUGAGUCCCCUCCAUUGCAAUUCUCGGGCCAACUCAUACAUCUGUUGCUCGUGCACCUCACAAGAGAACAGGUAGCUAGAUGAUGAACUACGUUUCAACAUAAGUGGUUCGAUAUUAAAAUGUGAUUUCGGGGAAUGGUGCCGCAUAAUUGGAAUGCCCUCUACCAAGGUUUAUGGAGAGGAUGGUGGUGCUGAGGGUGACGAUUCAGCCUCGGGGAUAAUUCGGAAAAAACUUUUGGGAAAUGAUAAGGGGAAAACAACAUUUGCGCAUGUGUGCAAAUGUUUUCAUGCUCUUGAUGCAAAAAAUGGGGGUGAUGAAGUCCUUCAGUUUGCUAAGCUGUUUUUUGUGGAGUCUGUGUUACUAGCUAGAGACAAGGGGACCGGUGUUGACAUGUCUCACCCUCACCUCCUAGGUAGCGUUGACAAGUUCAACGCUUAUCCAUGGGGGUGGGAGUCAUACCUUCUCACAGUACGCCAUCUGAAGGCAGCUAUGGAGGGGCAACCAGCUCGUUUCUUGUCAAAGCUAGCUGAAAACCCAAAUAUGAAGACAUGUGUGGGCUUAUGAGCAAUUCCCACAACUUAAAGGAGUUUUUGCAGACUUUCAUGAAGAAAUAGUUGGUUGUCCAUUUCUAAAAUGGGGGUCAAAAAAGUUCCCUCCAUAUAACCAACUAAAAGAGCUAAUUCUUGGCAAGCAUGAGGAAGACAUAUCAAAGAAACUGGAGUAUGCGAUACAUCAUCUUGUUUCAGAGGUGGCACAUAUGAGAGAGGUUAUGGAUGCAAAGUUUGGAGAGCUUGAAGUCAAGAUAGAAACGCUUUCUAAGAAAGUAGAUGUGUUGUU
Messenger RNA from Cuscuta campestris, 906 nucleotides. NCBI's taxonomy places the organism in Eukaryota, Viridiplantae, Streptophyta, Magnoliopsida, Solanales, Convolvulaceae. The record is from the annotation of a GenBank genome assembly.